Messenger RNA from Apiotrichum porosum, 3063 nucleotides. RefSeq lists its product as uncharacterized. The record is from RefSeq and is a predicted model, not a curated record. The transcript has 4 exons. Gene Ontology annotation, molecular function: DNA-binding transcription factor activity, RNA polymerase II-specific; DNA binding; zinc ion binding. NCBI's taxonomy places the organism in Eukaryota, Fungi, Basidiomycota, Tremellomycetes, Trichosporonales, Trichosporonaceae. Gene Ontology annotation, biological process: regulation of DNA-templated transcription; DNA-templated transcription. Bases 1 to 3063 code for a protein of 1020 amino acids.
AUGUCGGGCCACGUUCUCCCCCACACACAGCUCGACGACACUGGUGGUGUGGGCAGAUGGAAGGACGCAGACAGCAAAGACGGCCAAGGCCCCGUAAAGGCUGCGUGUCUGAGCUGUCGCCAGAAGAAGGCAAAGUGUGAUGGCGUCCAACCAAGCUGCGGACAGUGCUCGCGCAAGCAGAUUGAGUGCAUCUACAUCAAGUCCAAGCGCGGCGGUGCCCGCAAGAAGCGCGUCGCAAACCCGCCGGCCCCCAUUGUCGAGUUCCUCAAGCGUCUUGACAGCCUCCUGAGCGUUCCAAACUUUGGCCUCCAGCAUGCCGAGCCCCAGGAGGGCGACGACCCGACAAACGUCGUGCGAACCUUUGCAUCCAACGAGGAAGUCCUCCGCUGUUACUACAAUGAGGUCCACCCUUACCUCCCCAUCCAGCCGCCCCGCCACUACCUCGUAGACGUGCUGCCCACGCUGUUGACGCCCGAGUCGCCCUUCCUGCUCGCCGCGCAAACAAUCAUGACCCUUAUCCCACACACCCUCGACCCAAGCCCCAAGAGCGCUAGCAGCAAGCGCCUCCGCAGUGCUGCGUCGGCGUCCCUUGGAAAGAAGACCAUGGCCGCCAUCGAGCGCCAGCUCGCAGUCGCUCCCCACCUCGAGUGCGUCCAGGCACUUACCCUUCUGGCGGUGUGGGAGUGGGGCAGCACCAACGACGCCGAGGCAGCCAUCGCGCGCUACUCACAGGCCGUCCAGAUCGCCAUGGCCAUAGGCAUGCACGACCUCGACAAGGACACCCCCAAGGACGCCAAGGGCAAUGGAUAUGCCCUCGAAGGUAUCAAUUGGCGCAAGGAUGCGCUCCGCCGCACCUGGUGGUUGCUGUAUUGCUACCAGAUCACUGCGUCAUUGGUCUCGGGUAUCCCAGCUCCGGUGGGAACCGACGACCCACGCAUCAAAGUCGACUUCCCCGUCUGCAGCGACAAGGACCGGACAUGGUCGACGUGGAUCAACUGUAUUCGCGAGUGCUACCGCAUUGUCGGCCUCGUCAACCAGAUUGUCUUUUCGGUCCCGCCGGACAGCGAUGCUCCCGGUCUCAACUCGUGGGCAUCGCCUGGCGAACCCGGCGAGCUCAAGGAGAAGCAGCGCCAGAUGCUCUUUAUCGACAAGGAGAUUAAUGAGCUCAUGAAGCAGGCCGAGCGCAUGUCGAUCAUUGAGCAUGUCCCCGGCGGCGAAGACGAGGUGGCCAAGAACCAGCAGAGCGCGUGUCGCUUUGCCCUUGCGGUGGCCAACAUUCAUCUCCACAGGUGGACUGCCUUCCCCGAGGUUUCCUUCUUCUCAAAGCGCAUUUGUGGUUUCCCCAAGGGCGAAGAUGACGACGAGGUUGACUCGCCAUCCCAGCUCUCUGCGGGCUCGGGUGCUGGCGUGAGCCAAGGACAGACGAGUCCUGCGGACCCCAACCCGCUGUCGACUCAGCAGCGCCAAGUGUCGUACAAUUCGGCACCGCCGCCUCCCCUCAUCCCCGAUCCAGGAUAUGCCGCCAACAACAUGGCCCAGUACCCAGUUCCUCAGGCUACUGUUCCCACGCCCAAUAACAUUCAGUCUGCACCUGCCAAUAUUGGUACCGCGCCACAGUCCAUGCCUGGUGCCGGCGGCGGCUACGGUGACGACAUGUACCAUGUCGACCAGAUGAUGGCCAACUUUUCUGUCAACCACCACCAGCCGCCGCCGCUCCAGCAGCAGCAGCAGCAGCAGCAGCACCAGCCUGCGUACGCGACGACGUCCCAGCAACAGUUUAACAACUAUGGCGCCCCGCCCCAGCAGCAGCAGCAGCAGUUCAACGCCAGCCCCCAGUCGCAGACGUUCUCGUCGCCCACGUCGCAGCAGUAUGUUGCCACUCCGGCUCAGUUUGCCCCGACUCCCCAGACUAUGGUUUCCACCCCGUUCACCCCCAACUCCCAGCCACAGUACCCCACUCCGGCUCCCCAGCCUCAGCAGCAGUACUCUGCCCCGCAGCAGCACCAACAGUACAUGCCCGGUGCAUACCCUGGCCAACAACAACCCCAGCAGCAACAGCAGCAGCAGCAAUACUACCCGCAGCAGCAACAGUUUACCCCCAACGCCCAGCAGACGUUCAAUGCGAGUCCCCAAAGCUCUACUUUGCAGACGUACGCAUCGCCGCCCGGAAACAUGGCCAUGCAGCCGCUCCAAAACCAAAACUCGUACACUCCGCCGUACCCGGCCCAGCAAAUGGCUCUUCAGGUCCAGCCUGGACCGUCCACUAUCAGCCCUGUGUGGAACUCGAAUGUGAUGGAGUGGCAGCAGAACCAGCAGCUCUACGACGGUGUCAUCCAGGACAUGUGGGACCCCAACUCGUUCCCCACCUACCUGCCGCAGCCAUGGUUUGCGCAGAACAAUGGCGCCAUGCAGCUCUUCACCAGCGGCGAGAACCAGCUCGCACAGAGCUACCCUGCCUUUGAGCUGCCACCCGAGAUGGCGCCCGUUCACGACAUGGCUGUGGGUGCGCCCAGCGGGUCUGGCUCUGCUGGUGGCCCGGGUUCCCUCGGCGGCUUUAGGAAGCACAAGGCGUGGGGCGUGGACGACAAGGGCGACCCGGAUGUCCAGGCUGCCGAGGAGGCCGCCGAGGCCAAGCAGUCCGAGGCCUUCCCUCCAGGCUUCAGUCUUGCGCGCUGCGCGACUGCCGCACACACGAUUGUGCGUCUCGAGAUUCUGCACCGCAGUGCGGCCAUGGCGGCCGACGACGGCAUCCCGCGCUGGAUCCCCUUUUGCUCGUGCGGUCUGGUGUCUGGCGCAUACGCAUUCUUGCUCCUCAUCCUCGCUGUCGAGGCGCAGAACGGCUACACCGACGAGAGCAGGCAGCAGGUCGAGGACCUGUUCACCAACGUCAAGAUCAUCCUGGCUGGCCUUGAGGCGUACGGUGUCAUGUGGGAGGGCAUCAACAUGAUGGCGACCGAGGUCCGCUCGGCUAUCGACUAUGCGUCCAACCUCGCCUCCGAGGUCCGCAGCCAGCGCAGCAACGCAUCGUCUCCGUCUGUCCCAUCGUCUCUCCCAUCUGUGUAA